Aphidius gifuensis is the source of this 1503-nucleotide messenger RNA. RefSeq names its product F-box/LRR-repeat protein 2-like. Gene Ontology annotation, cellular component: SCF ubiquitin ligase complex. Gene Ontology annotation, biological process: SCF-dependent proteasomal ubiquitin-dependent protein catabolic process. The coding region runs from base 103 to 1503 and encodes 466 amino acids. NCBI's taxonomy places the organism in Eukaryota, Metazoa, Arthropoda, Insecta, Hymenoptera, Braconidae. The record is from RefSeq and is a predicted model, not a curated record. The transcript has 2 exons.
GAUAACCGUUUGUUGACACAAUCAUAUCUCGAGGAAAUAUUAUUAAGAUGUGGCAAUUAUCUGCAUGAAUUGUCUUUCUCAAAUGUUUGCAAUUCAAGUAUUAUGCCAUUUGUUGGUGAUCACUGCAAAAAUUUAACAACCUUGGAAUGUAAAUUUAAUGUUAAAUGUUUAAUUGAUAAUGCUGAUGACUUUGUUCAAGCAUUUACACAGUUGGAUAAAUUAAAAUGCAUCAGAAUGUUACUGAUCCAUAGGAAUAAACAAAAAACAGCAAUUAAUUUAUUUGAAAUAAUUAAUAGUCUUCCAGAAGAAAUUAAUGAAAUCCAUUUAUUUGCUAAACCUCGGUGGAAUCGAGAACAAAAUAUUCCCAUGUCUGUUCAAAGAUUCAGAAAUCUUCGAAAAUUAACAUCAGUUGGCCUCUGUUUAAACCUUCAAGAAAUAGCAGACAUAACAACACUUGUUCAUCUUAACAUUGGAUUAUAUGACACACACCCAAACCUUUCUCUAUUUGAUAAACUCGUUAGUUUGGAAUAUAUCGACUUGAUGACGAGCAUGACUAAGUGUAUAUAUGUAGGUGCAAUCUCUACAAAAAUACUCAAUACUAUUUUUUGUACAUGCAAAAAUCUAAAACAUCUUGAUAUUCCAUAUGGUCCUUAUGAUGUAAGUAAAAUUCCUCGUAAAAAAUGGAUAAACUUUCAAAAUUUACAACACCUUGGAAUUUCUUGUGACAUAAUGCCGGACCUCGCAAAUACAAUUGUUGAAUAUUGCAAGAAUUUGAAACAUUUGAGAAUAACUAGUAACAAUAAAAUGGAUACUGCUUUAAAAAAGUUGACAGAGUUAAAAAAUCUUGAAUGUUUAAUAUUGUAUGGUCUGGAUGAGCUUCCUGACGAAUCAAUAAAUGCGAUUUCUACCAAUUGUAAAAAACUUAAACGUUUAGAAAUUCCUGAUUGUUGCAUACGACGAUCUAUUAAUGCUGAGCUACUUUGUUCUCCAUCUGCUCUUGAUGAGUUAUCAAAAUUACAAUAUCUUGAACAUCUAGACUUGAAUGAUGUAAGAAAUCUUUAUGAUAGCACAAUUAUUGCUAUUGCUAAUAAUUGUAAGAACUUGAAAAGUUUAGAUAUCCAAGAUUGCACGAGUCUUACUGAGACAGCUCUCGUUGCUUUAACAAACUUGGAAAAUUUACACAAACUUAAUGUGAGUAAUCUUGAUAUAACUACAGACAGCUUCCUCAUCAAAUUGAAAGGAUUGAAAGAAUUGCAUUGUGAUGAAUGCAAGGAAAUUACUGAUGCUGGUAUUAUUAAAUUCAUAAAAAAUAAUCCAGAUCUUAAAAAGAUUAGUGUCGGGGGUAUAUAUAAUAUCACAACUGAUAUGGUUAUUGCUGCUGAUCAGGCAACUAAAAACCGUACAAAUGGUAUCAUUUUACACAUAAUGGGGUGUAGCUCGUCAAUAAAAGAAGCUUCUAAGUCAAUAAUUACAUCUCAAUGGUUGGUUGUUAAAAAGAUUUAA